This is a messenger RNA of Effrenium voratum, 1893 nucleotides long. Lineage: Eukaryota; Dinophyceae; Suessiales; Symbiodiniaceae. The record is from the annotation of a GenBank genome assembly.
AUGUCCAUCAAGCUGCGUGAGCUGAUCCGCAGCAUCCGCGCCUGCAAGACUGCGGCGGAGGAGCGCGGGGUCAUCUCGCGGGAAUGCGCGCUGAUCCGGACCGCCUUCAAGGAGGAUGACAAUCAGUUCAGACACCGGAACGUGGCCAAGCUGUUGUUCAUCCACAUGAUGGGGUACCCCACCCACUUCGGUCAGAUGGAGUGCUUGAAGCUGAUCGCCUCCAACAAGUUCCCGGAGAAGCGGGUGGGCUACCUGGGCCUCACGCAGCUUCUGGACGAGAACACCGAGGUCCUGAUGUUGGUGACCAAUUCCAUCAAGAACGACAUGGGCCACGAGAGCCAAUACGUGAACGGGCUGGCGCUUUGCGCCUUGGGCAACAUCGGCAGCAACGAGAUGUGCAGAGCUUUGGCCCGAGAGGUGGAAAAGUUGAUGGCGUCGCCGAACCCCUACCUCAAGAAGAAGGCGGCCUUGUGCGCCAUGCGCAUCGUCCGGAAGGUGGAGGAGAUAGAGGACAAGUUCAACGGCAAGAUCGGGAGCUUGUUGGAGGACCGGAACCACGGGGUGCUGCUCAGCGGCUGCGCGCUGCUGACGGCGCUGCUGGAGGUGAACCCGUCCUACGUCAAGGAGUUCCGGCGCUACAUCCCGUCGCUGGUGCGCGCCCUGAGGAACAUGGUGACCUCCGGCUACACCAGCGCGGCGGAGUACGACGUGGCAGGGAUCACGGACCCCUUCCUGCAGGGCAAGAUCCUGCGGCUCCUGCGCAUCCUGGGCGAGAAGAGCGUGGAAGCCAGCGAUGAGAUGAAUGACAUCCUUGCUCAGGUGGCCACCAAUACGGAGGGCACCAAGAACACGGGGAACUCCAUCUUGUACGAGUGCGUCUUGACCAUCAUGUCCAUCGAGGCGGAGAGCGGCUUGCGGGUAUUGGGGGUCAACAUCCUGGGCCGGUUCUUGCUGAGCCGGGACAACAACAUUAGGUACGUGGCGCUUGCAACUCUCCAACGUGUGGUGAACGUGGACCAGCAGGUAAUGCAACGGCACCGGAACACCAUCAUCGAUUGUCUCAAAGACGCAGACAUAUCGAUCAGGAAGCGUGCCCUGGAUGUUACCUUCGCCUUGACAGACGAAACCAACAUCAAGAGCAUGACCAAGGAGCUCUUGAACUACCUCCUGGUGGCGGAACCAGACUUCAAGGAGGAGCUUUGCAGCAAGGUCUGCAUGGCGGUGGAGACGAAGUUCUCUCCCAACCGGCGCUGGCAGAUCGAUACACUCAUCAAGGUGAUGUGCCUGGGGGGAAGCUUCGUGAAGGAGCCGCAGCGGGAGAAGUUCUGCCGUGUGGUGGCUGCCACACCGGAACUGCAUUCCUACACCGUGAUCAAGCUCUACUUCAACAUGAAGGAGAGCUUGACGCAGGAGGCCCUGGUGCACGUGGGGAUUUGGUGCCUCGGGGAAUUCGGCGACCACUUGGUGUCCGGCCGGGCCGUUGGCCCGGACAACCAGCCCAUCCGCGUGGCCCCCAGCGACGUUUUGGAUCUGCUCUACGACGUUGUGCGGAAGCCCCCUACGGCCGACAAGGCUGCCGCCACCCACUGCCUGGUGACUGCAGCCUUGGUGAAGCUGGUGACCAGGUGCCCCAGCGAGUUCGAGCGCAUCAAGAAGCUGCUGCGGAGGUUCGACAGCAGCCUGCACGUGGACCUGCAGCAGCGGUCCUGCGAGUUCCUGGAGCUCCUGGGCCCGGACUGGGACGCCCACCGCGCCGGGGUCCUGGACCGCAUGCCCGUGCCGGAGAAGGAGAGAUCGGCGGGGCCGACACCAUGGCGGUCGAUGUCGAUCACACGAGGACGCCAGGGCUGCCCGCGGAGCCCAGAUCUGGCGCCAAGGACCUCCUGGAUCUGA